Molecule: messenger RNA, 1152 nt
Organism: Apis dorsata (giant honeybee)
Lineage: Eukaryota; Metazoa; Arthropoda; Insecta; Hymenoptera; Apidae
Gene: MED28
Product: mediator of RNA polymerase II transcription subunit 28-like
Exons: 4
Coding region: 330-1136 (268 amino acids)
Cellular component (GO): mediator complex
Source: RefSeq, a predicted model, not a curated record
AACGUUGUAGAUAUAAAUGCGACAAAUCCAUAAUCCACAAAUUUAAUAUGUUAUAUAGUCUUAUAAUUAUAUCUCACAAUAAAAAAUUAGCAAAAUUUACACUGAACAUAUAUUUAUUAAUAAUUGUAUAUAUUUUAUUUAAUUAUGAAUUUAAUUAUUUUAUUAUCAUUCUAUUCAUAUGACAAAUUCUAUUCAUAUGUAUAUAUAUUAAUUAUGAAUUUUUUAAUUCUAUUUCAAAUAUUUAUAAUAUAUCUUUAAUAGACAAACUCUAAAAAAAAUUGACUAUAAUUGUCAAUAAAUUAUAUACAUGUAUAAGUAUCACGAGUAUAAUGGCGACACCCACUAAUGGUAACGGUAAUCUUAUCGAUGAAUUUGAGGAAGCAUUUCAGCAAUGUUUGAGUAUAUUAAUAACGAAAGACGAAGGGUUAGGAAACAAUGGAAUUGGAGUGUCUGGUGGUUUGACUGUGGAUAAAGAAGAAGCACGUAGUGAAGUUGAACAAGUUACAUUGAGAUUUAUAGAUCUGGCAAGACAAAUGGAAGCUUUCUUUUUGCAAAAAAGAUUUUUAUUAUCUGCAUUAAAACCAGAAUUAGUAGUAAAAGAAGAUAUCAAUGAUCUUCGAGUAGAAUUAGCACGUAAAGAAGAUCUCAUAAAAAGACAUUAUGAUAAAAUUACAGUGUGGCAGAAUUUAUUAGCAGAUUUACAAGGUUGGGCAAAGUCUCCAGCUCAAGGUCCAGCACCUAAUGGUUUACCAAAUGGUACUCAAAGUGGACAAAACCAACAAAGUGCCAAUGGAGGUGGAAAUACAACAAUGCAACAACAACAACAAAUAUUACAACAUCAACAGCUUCAACAACAACAACAACAAUUGCAACAUCUUCAGCAACAUCAAAUGCAACAACAACUUCAUCAGCAACAGGUGCAACAAGGAUCUGGAGCACCUCCUACAUCAGGUCUUCAAGGAGUUGGAGUUGCAGUAGGACAACAAGGAAUGUUUAUGACACAAGGAGCAGUAGGAGUGACAGGUACACGAGCAGGAUUCCCUGUUGCAGGUGUAGGAAGUAGUACACUUCAGGGUCCGCUCGCUUUCCUAGAAAAGACAACGAGCAAUAUAGGAAUGCCCGAAAGGCGGAGUUGACGCGGAAGGGGGAGGG